UUUCAACUGUUAAUGAGCAACCGUCAAAUACAGUUUCAGCUUUAAUUACCUCCGAAGAAGUAGAUAGAAAAAUUCAAACAGCGGUUGCUUUAUUAGAGAAUCAAAAGAGUGAAUCCAACAAAAUACGUUCCGAUCCAAAUUUAUACUUGAAUAAUGCGAUUACAAAAGAUAUGGCAGAAUUAUCAUUAAAUCUGGCUAAAAUCAAAAAAUCUCUACGCAGAUGUUCCAAUUGUAAUAGGACGGGCCAUACCUCCCGGACUUGUUCUAAAAAGAAAAGAAGUAGACGAAAAGCCCGUGUUAACCAUAUCAAUAAAAAUAAUAAUUCAGACUCAGAGAAUGAUUCUUCUGAUAGUGAUUCUGAGUCGGGCUCAAGUUCUGAAGAAUCUGAAGUUGAAUUCGAUCAUAGUUAUGAUGUUAAAAAAGAGGAAACAAAAUUUCAGGUUUCCCCAUCCAAGUUCCGCAAGGAAAGCCAAAGCAAGCAAACAAUUUUAGAACAAACCAUUCGUAAGAUUAUUCGAAGUGAACUUAAAGAAAUUAUACCUCCACAUCUGUUACAGAACUUUGAACCUAAAUUUAGUUCCAUAAGACCCGCCUACGUAGAAAA
This is a messenger RNA of Diversispora eburnea, 604 nucleotides long. The record is from the annotation of a GenBank genome assembly. NCBI's taxonomy places the organism in Eukaryota, Fungi, Glomeromycota, Glomeromycetes, Diversisporales, Diversisporaceae.